AUGGCCUCUCAAGAACAGCCGCCUCUCCGUCAAGGCUUUCCUUUACACCGUCUUCCACCUGAACUACGAGAUCACGCCUGGCUCUUUACCCUCCUAGAUCGUCGCCUCUUUGAUGUGUCGAAGAUGCUCUGCAUAGGAGACACUGAAUUCUUCCAUUUCAGCUUUCGCCACCCUCCUCCUGUCACUCUUCAAAUCUGCCAUGAAUCCCGCGCGAUUGCCCUGCGUCACGGCUUCUUCGUCAAGGAGGGCGAAGGAAGCCCUGGUGUAUGGUUCAGACCCCAUGCGAGUUGA
Messenger RNA from Fusarium venenatum, 291 nucleotides. NCBI's taxonomy places the organism in Eukaryota, Fungi, Ascomycota, Sordariomycetes, Hypocreales, Nectriaceae. The record is from RefSeq and is a predicted model, not a curated record.